AUGGAAAUGCCACGCUCACUAGUGGUUUGGUUUCCAUUUUGGAGCAUGCUUUUGAUCUCUCUCAUGACAAAUGAUGUACUGGGGAAUCCGUCAUUCACUGCAAUGUAUGUCUUUGGAGAUUCACUAGUGGAUAAUGGGAACAACAACUAUCUCAACUCCUUAGCAAAAGCCAAUUUUGAACCUUAUGGCAUUGAUUUCUUUGAGGGUCCAACUGGGAGAUUUUCUAACGGCAAAACUCUCGUUGAUUCCCUGGGGGAAAUUUUGGGCCUUCCUUUUCUGCCAUCUUUUGCGGAUACUGUAACGGGAGGCAAAAACAUUUCCUGGGGUGUAAACUAUGCUUCUGCAGCUGCUGGGAUAAUUGAUGAGACAGGGCGAAAUCUGGGAGAACGCAUUAGCUUUACCCAGCAGGUGCAAAAUUUUAAAACAACCUUAAGCCAGCUGAAGAUCCAAAUGGAAGGCACGAAAUUGAAUCAGUACUUGGCAAAUUCAUUGACUAUAGUGAUCCAUGGCAAUAAUGAUUACAUAAACAACUAUCUUGUGCCUGAAAUGUUUACAACAAGCUUCAUCUAUGACCCAAAGAAGUAUGCUGAUGUACUCAUUGAGGAUUACAAAAAGCAGAAUAUGAUUUUGCAUGGUCUGGGACUCAGAAAAUUCUUGCUGGCAGGAAUUGGCCCACUUGGUUGCAUACCAAACCAGUUAGCCAAAGGCUUUGCCCCUCCUGGGGAGUGUCGAACUUAUGUCAACGACAUAGUUGACAUGUUUAAUGUUUUGUUGAAAUCUCUGGUGGAGCAACUGAAUGGAGAGCAUCAUGGUUCAAUUUUUGUGUAUGGCAACACUUACGAUGUUUUCAGUGAGUUGAUAAACGAACCAGCAGAAACCUACGGGUUUACAGUAACUGAUAGUGGCUGCUGUGGUAUGGGAAGAAAUCAAGGACAGAUAACAUGCUUACCAGGGUUUAAUCCUUGCACAAAUAGAAACCAAUAUGUAUUUUGGGACGCCUUUCAUCCCACAGAAGCUGUGAACAAAAUUCUUGCUCAGAGGGCUUUUAAUGGAUCUCCUUCUGACUGCUACCCAGUUAAUGUGAAACAGAUGGCACAAAUGUGGUUAUCAUCUGGAGAGUCUGAAGAAUUAGAGGAAGACGAAGAGGAAGUGGAUGAGAUAGAGAUAGGUCUUGCUAAAAGUGUGUCAACUAAACUAGUCCGUUCAACAGGUGGUAAAUAUGGUAUAGAAAGACGUAAAGGUCUAAGGAAACCUGGGGGUAAUAUCGGGGGUGAUAAUACAGGGACAGGAGGUGGGGUAGGGGGUCACACAAACUGUACAUCUGGAGGAAAUGGAAAAGUAAGUCUCAUGGGUACUCGGAUGGGGAUAGGGUAA
Molecule: messenger RNA, 1374 nt
Organism: Abrus precatorius (Indian licorice)
Lineage: Eukaryota; Viridiplantae; Streptophyta; Magnoliopsida; Fabales; Fabaceae
Product: GDSL esterase/lipase At1g71250-like
Exons: 6
Coding region: 1-1374 (457 amino acids)
Molecular function (GO): hydrolase activity, acting on ester bonds
Source: RefSeq, a predicted model, not a curated record